GUGCAGUAACAUUAAUAAUAUUUACAUUCGAUGUAUUUGUCAUGACCGAAGCCCGACUCGUGCGUCUUUACGCGCGGAGAGACGCGCCAAACCGCGCGCGCUUCACAGGUGUCCGCGACGGACGUCAUCGCUCUGAAGUCUCAAAUCCCGCUCGUGGAUCAGAGCGGCCGCGUGUUUUUCCCGUGAGAUCAGCCGCUCGGACCGGGCGCCGCGCCUCUGCGCGCUGCGCCGUUGGCGCCGCGGACGAAGUGGGAGGAAACCCGCGCUGAGUUCUCACUCCGUCUCUUCUGUGUCACCGGGGAAGCUCCUUCCAGUCGGCGAGAGGCGCACAAAGCAAAAGGAGAGCGUCUGAGGGGCGAGGCCAACACACAAACCGCCACAGAUCCACAGGUGGAGGAAAAAUGAGCAGCACACAGAUGUCCAAGACGGCCGACGUGAGCGGAGAGACUUGUACUCUGCACACGGACGGCAUCCCCCCGGACACGCUCAUCAAGGUGCAAAGGUACCUGGAGCGUUUCCAUCUGACUCGGGAGAAGCUCCAGGAGGUGUCUGAGCGUCUGAGGAAGGACCUGAUUCGGGGUUUGGGGAAACACUCUCACCACAAGGCGCCCGUGAAGAUGCUGCCCACCUUCGUCAGGGCCACGCCGGACGGGACGGAGAAGGGCGACUUCCUGGCGCUGGAUCUCGGAGGGACGAACUUCCGGGUGCUGCAUGUGCGCGUGAUGGAGGAGCAGCAGAGGGUGCUGAAGAUGGACAGUCAGAUCUGCGCCAUCCCGAAAGAAAUGAUGCAGGGAACCGGAGAACAGUUGUUCGACCACAUCGCCGCCUGCCUCUAUGACUUCCUGCUCUCUCACAAUCUGGAGAGAGAAACGCUUCCUCUGGGCUUCACCUUCUCCUUCCCCUGUGAGCAGAAAGAAAUCGACAAGAGCAUCCUGAUCCGAUGGACCAAAGGCUUCAACUGCUCCGGAGUGGAGGGCGAAGAUGUGGUGAAGUUACUGAAGGAGGCCAUUCGCAGGAGAGGGGACUACGACAUAGGCUCAGUUGCCAUGGUGAACGACACAGUGGGCACGAUGAUGAGUUGCGGCUUCAGAGACCAGAGCUGCGAGAUCGGCAUGAUCAUCGGCACAGGAACCAACGCCUGCUACAUGGAGGAGAUGAAGAAUGUGAAGCGUGUGGAGGGCGAGGCCGGGCGGAUGUGCAUCAACACGGAGUGGGGCGGCUUCGGGGACGACGGCUCUCUGAGGGACAUCCAGACGGAGUUCGACGUCGUGGUGGACGAGAUGUCCAUCAACCCCGGCGUCCACACCUUUGAGAAGAUGAUCAGCGGCAUGUAUCUGGGAGAGAUCGUUCGGCUUCUGCUGGUGAGGCUGACGGAGGACGGGCUGCUGUUCGGAGGACGGACUUCGAAGGCGCUGCUGACCCCGGAAGCCUUCGAGACAAAGUUCAUCUCCGAGAUUGAAGAGCAGGACAACGGUCUGGAAAACACGCAGAAAGUCCUGAGCAAGUUUGGGUUGAAAUGGGACACGGUGGACUCCUGCGUGGUGCGCUUGGUUUGCGACGCCAUCUCCUCCCGCUCUGCCCGCCUGUGCGGCGCCGCCCUGGCGACCCUCGCCAACCGUAUCCGGGUCAACCGCCGGCAGGAGCGUCUGAAGACCACUGUGGGCGUGGACGGGACGGUCUACAAGAAGCACCCCAAUUUCAGCGAGGAGCUCCGAGCGACGGUGCGCCUCCUCGCCCCCAAGUGUGACAUCACCUUCCUCGUCUCGGAGGACGGCAGCGGGAAGGGCGCUGCCAUGGUAACGGCUGUGGCGCAGCGGCUGGCUCGCCAGUCCCGCCUGUUGGAGGAGAGUGACGGUGAGACCGACGAUGAAGAGGAGGAGGAGGAGGAAGACCAAUAGAGACUCUGACGAAGAUGGUGCAUAAUUAUUGUUUGUUGUUUAUAGCUGAACUUAUGAAUGAGUACGUUUUGUUUCGGCAACAGUGAGUCAAACUUGUUAUUUUUUUUCCUUUUUCUGUUCUGCUCCUUUUCUAUUUCUAUGUUGCUCAGCAAAGAGAAAAAGAAAACUAGUGACCCGGAUGUAAGAAACGCUGCAAACGUUUGCACGCAGAAUGUUUGUUGGAACUGAAGCAUUCACACAAUCUGACUAUAAACAUGACUUUUGUCUCAACGAGCCAAAAAAAAGCCAAUUCGUUAACAAAUGAUGGAGACAAAAAGUAUAAUAAUCAUUCUCUGGUUGCUGAGUAAAAAAUGUAAAUUAAAAAAUAGACAUGAUUGAUUGUCAGAGAAUCAGAUUAAUUGAAAUAAAGGUAAUAACAUUUUUAAUAGAAUUUUUAUAUAAAAUGCAUUUUUUAUAUAAAUUAUUUAUAUUCAAUCUCAAGUGUUUUUAAAUGAUUUUUAAAGAUUAAGUUACCUGCAUUCAGUGGAAAUGUGACCUGUGACAUCUUUGUUUCUCUUGAUAACAACUCUGUAACCGUUCAGAUAGAAAGAUUCUGAUUCUUACGACAAAAUAAAUCCCGGUUAGAUAUUGGAACGCGCAGACGCAAUAAAUUUAGAAAAUAUGUUUAUAAGCAAAUAAUUACGGAUUAAACUAUUAAUGGGAA
Messenger RNA from Gasterosteus aculeatus aculeatus (three-spined stickleback), 2601 nucleotides. RefSeq names its product hexokinase-2. Gene Ontology annotation, cellular component: mitochondrion; cytosol. Lineage: Eukaryota; Metazoa; Chordata; Actinopteri; Perciformes; Gasterosteidae. The record is from RefSeq and is a predicted model, not a curated record. Gene Ontology annotation, molecular function: glucokinase activity; D-glucose binding; ATP binding. Gene Ontology annotation, biological process: glycolytic process; intracellular glucose homeostasis; carbohydrate phosphorylation.